Messenger RNA from Symbiodinium natans, 321 nucleotides. The record is from the annotation of a GenBank genome assembly. NCBI's taxonomy places the organism in Eukaryota, Dinophyceae, Suessiales, Symbiodiniaceae.
AUGCGUGACUGCCGGGAUACGCUCGACCAGAAGUUCGUUUGGGCGGCCGACGACGCGCUGAAGGUGCGCAGUGACAUGGACAAGUGCAUGGACCAGGCGUCGGACUAUACCGUGUACAUGGGUACCUGCCACCACUUGAACAACCAGAGGUUCGAGUUUGACUUACCACGCUACGCUGGGAGGACCAUCGGCCUCCCGGCCGCAUCCCUGGAUUCGGUCUGGUGUUGGUUUGGUGUUGGUUUGGUGUUGGUUUGGUGUUGGUUUUCUGCUUAUCGCAUUACGGUCAUGACGUCGCUGGCGGUGACAGUGUUGGAGAGUUAA